Messenger RNA from Uranotaenia lowii, 3507 nucleotides. RefSeq lists its product as uncharacterized. The record is from RefSeq and is a predicted model, not a curated record. The transcript has a single exon. Lineage: Eukaryota; Metazoa; Arthropoda; Insecta; Diptera; Culicidae. The coding region runs from base 1 to 3507 and encodes 1168 amino acids.
AUGUCCGAUUCAGCCAGCACCGCAGCCACUGCUGCCCCAAAAGGUAAGAGCUUAGCGAGUAGUUCCCCUAAGGCGAAAAGUGAUACCCCCCCUCAACUCAAGUCCGUUGCUCUUGGCCCUAACACUGGGAACGGCAAAUCGAAACCAGGCACGACAAAAAAUAAAAAGAAAACCUCUUCCGAAAAACACUACCCUAUAGCCAAUAACAAUGUUAGCCAUACUUCCUCCGCGAACACGGUCGUUAAUGUCGGUCACAGUUGUGGGACCUGUAAGUCAGUCGAUAACAGCCGGAUGGUUCAGUGCGAUGAUUGCGAUGGAUGGAACCACUUUAGUUGUGUGGGUGUGAACCAAAGUGUGGAGAAUAGAAAGUGGAAUUGUGCACAGUGCCAGGCGAAGAAAAAGAAGAAGACGGGUGCUACGAAGGUUGCCAGGAACACCGCUGCAGCGAAGAAGGUCGAAAAGUCGAAGCCGGAGAAAACCAGCGACGGGAAGAAGAACAAGACUCCAUCUACGACGAAAGAGAUGGAAGAUUCUUUGCCGAGGAAACCCGUGGGAACCACGAAACCACCCAAAGCAGCAUCUGUUAAGUCAGCGGGAUCGAGAAGGUCGGCGAAAGCGCACCUGGAGCUGCAAUUGCAGAAACUCGAAGCAGAACAGAAGCUGCUAGAAGAGAAAAAGAAGCUGAUGGAGAAACACUUCAGCAUUCUGGAGGAGUUGGUCGACCUGGAGGAUGAAGAAGACGCUGAUGAAGAGGAAGUGGACGCUGAUACUAAGGUGCAGAACUGGUUAGGCGCCACUGGUGGAAGGCGCCAAGAAGAAGAAGAGGAAUCUCCUAGUGCGGAUGAAGAAGAAGAGUGCUCCGACGACGAAGAAGAGGAAGAAGGUGGAGAAAUGGAUUCCAGCGAUGAUUCCGAGGAGGAAACGGUGACAGACAGCAGCGAUGACUCUAGUGAGGACGAAAAGAGAGGAACUAACGAAUCCAGCUUCAAUCCGAAGGGUCGUUCUACGCCAGCAAAGAAAGGUGAAAACAGGCGAAAAGACGCAACCAGUAGCCGGUUAACUUGUAACCUGACGCGCAAUCAGCUCGCCGCUCGCCAUGUUGUCGCUAAGGACUUGCCUGCGUUCUCAGGGAAUCCCGAGGAAUGGCCGAUGUUUUUCUCCACUUUUGAGAGCACGACCCGGAUGUGCGGCUACACAGACGACGAAAACAUGAUUCGGCUGAGGAACUGCCUGAAAGGAGAUGCGUUUGCUGCCGUUCGAAGUUUUCUUCUCCAUCCGAAGACAGUGAACAGGGCGAUGGAUGCGCUCAAAUUGAAAUUUGGACAGCCAAGGUUUAUCAUCGAAUCUCUGAAAGAAAAGGUUCUUGCCAUUCCACCGGUCGACCCUGAGUCGAUGAACGCGAUGGUCGAUUUCGCGCUGGACGUCCAGAACCUGACGGUUACGAUCGACGCCUGUUGUCGGAAGGAGCUCAAGCAGGAUGCUUCGUUGCUGAACUCACUGGUUUCCAAGCUUCCGGGACCAAUGCAACUACAGUGGGCGAAACACUCCAGAAGUAUUCGGAAGGUUAACCUGAAGACUUUCGGCAAAUGGAUCUACGAAAUAGGCGAAGACGCAUGUCUGGUUUCGAAGCCGCGUCAGACCAAAGUAUCGUCCCACAACCAGGAGCCACGCAGGAGAACUAAGGCAUACGUGAAUGCUCACGUUGAGCACCAGGGGGAGUACCACGCUCAUUUGCCAGGAGGUAGUACAUCAUCAGCCGGUGCCAGAAGAGCCUACCCCACAGCGUGCAUUGUCUGCGGGGGAUCUUGUGCAUCUCUCGCUAACUGCCUAGGCUUUCGGGAGUUGUCAUACGAUGGGCGGUGGGCAAUCACACGCGAAGCCAAGCUGUGCCGGAAAUGCUUGAAGCGCCACAGAGGAGGAUGUGUGUCCAGGAACUGCGGAGUCAACGGAUGCACAUGCAAACAUCACCCAUUGCUGCACAAGCAGCUAAACCCAGAGUCCGCGCCCAUGCAGCCAAACUCAGAGUCUACGCCCAUCCAGACUGGAGACAACGCGCAACGGGAAGAGCGGUCCUGCAACACUCACCUGUCCGGGUCCAGCGCCGUCCUGUUUCGCUAUGUUCCAGUCGUGGUGCAUGGAAACGGGAUUGUGAUUCAAUGCUACGCUUUCUUGGAUGACGGAUCCUCGCUAACGCUUAUGGACCAAGACCUAGCAGAUGAGCUGAACCUAAAAGGAGAACUUCGUCCCUUGGGCCUCAAGUGGACUGGAGGCACAUAUCGAACAGAGGACAACAGUCAAAUCGUUAGUUUAGAUGUGUCCGGACUUAAAGGAAAGCGGUAUCACCUGGAGGAUGUAAGGACAGUGGAGGAGCUGCAACUGCCGUCUCAAACGCUCGACGUGACGCAGCUUCAGAGAGAUAACCCCUAUCUACGAGGAAUGCCGGUAGAUUCGUACACUGAUGUCCGACCUCGUCUGCUAAUCGGAGUGCAACACGCUAACGCGACGUUGGUCAGGAAGAGUCGAGAGGGCGAAUCCGGACAACCGAUUGCAGUUAAGACCAACCUGGGAUGGACGAUCUACGGAGGAGUGCCGACGGGAGAGUCGCAUAGUAUGGUGCACUAUACGUACCACGUUUACGCCUGUGACUACCAGAUGCAAGAUGAUGCUGACGGGAAGCUGGAUCGCGCGGUGAAGGACUUCUUCUCUCUUGAAAGUCUAGGAAUAACAGCACCCACUAAGACGAUGCGCUCCGUCGACGAUGAGAGGGCCCUCAAGCUGUUACGUGAGCUAACCAAAUUCGAAGGCGAGAGAUAUACAACCGGCCUGCUCUGGAGAUACAACAUCACGCAUCUGCCAGACAGCAAACCGAUGGCGCUGAAGCGGUUCUUGAAUCUCGAGCGACGCAUGGCGAAAGACCCGGAGCUGAGGGGAGUACUGCAACAGAAACUGGCUGAUUACGUCACCAAGGGCUAUGUUCGGAAGCUUACGAAGGAGGAACUGGAGGAAAACCACGAGCGUGUCUGGUACUUACCAGUUUUUCCGGUCAUCAACCCCAAUAAGCCAGGAAAAGUUCGACUCGUCUGGGACGCCGCAGCAACAACGCAUGAAGUUUCGCUGAACUCUUUACUACUCACGGGACCGGAUCUGACCACUCCGCUUGUUUCCGUGCUCUUCAAAUUUCGCGAACAUCGAUUUGGUAUUUGUGGCGACAUCAGGGAGAUGUUCCACCAGGUUGGAAUUAGAGAUGAAGACCAGCAUAGCCAGCGAUUUCUGUGGCGAGAUGAGAGAGAGCUAGGUGAACCCAGUGUUUACGUUAUGCAGGUGAUGACGUUCGGGGCGUGCUGUUCUCCAUCAAGUGCACAGUACGUGAAGAACAUGAACGCGGAACGUUUCAGCGAGCAAUUCCCAGCGGCCUCUGCGGCCAUAGUGCAGUGUACGUAUGUCGACGACAUGUUGUGUAGCACAGAGACCGAAGAGGAGGCGAUUGAGUUGGCGAAGACUGUUUGA